CACCCCAACUUAGAGGCUUGUCCUUUUGUUCCGACUUUGUCUCUGUUUCGUUGCAGCCGCCAAAGAUCUUGGUGUCGCCAUGGGCCGCCGCCCCGCCCGGUGUUACCGGUAUUGUAAGAACAAGCCCUACCCAAAGUCUCGCUUCUGCCGAGGUGUCCCUGAUGCAAAGAUCCGCAUUUUUGACCUGGGUCGGAAAAAGGCAAAAGUAGAUGAGUUCCCACUGUGUGGCCACAUGGUGUCGGACGAAUAUGAGCAGCUGUCCUCCGAAGCCCUGGAGGCUGCCCGUAUUUGUGCCAACAAGUACAUGGUGAAAAGUUGUGGCAAAGAUGGCUUCCACAUCCGUGUACGGCUCCACCCCUUCCACGUCAUCCGCAUCAACAAGAUGCUGUCCUGUGCUGGGGCUGACAGGCUCCAGACAGGGAUGCGGGGUGCUUUUGGAAAGCCCCAGGGUACAGUGGCCAGGGUCCACAUCGGCCAGGUCAUCAUGUCCAUCCGCACCAAGCUUCAAAACAAGGAGCACGUGAUCGAGGCGCUGCGCAGGGCCAAGUUCAAGUUCCCUGGCCGCCAGAAAAUCCACAUCUCCAAGAAAUGGGGCUUCACCAAGUUUAACGCGGAUGAAUUUGAAGACAUGGUGGCUGAGAAGCGCCUCAUCCCAGACGGUUGUGGGGUCAAGUACAUCCCCAACUGUGGCCCCUUGGACAAGUGGCGGGCCCUGCACUCGUGAAGGCUUUGCCAGCACUGCCCUCUCCCCAUCUGUUCCCGCCAAUAAACUACUUCCUGGGCGUCUUA
This is a messenger RNA of Choloepus didactylus (southern two-toed sloth), 789 nucleotides long. RefSeq names its product ribosomal protein L10 (gene RPL10). Gene Ontology annotation, molecular function: structural constituent of ribosome. NCBI's taxonomy places the organism in Eukaryota, Metazoa, Chordata, Mammalia, Pilosa, Megalonychidae. Bases 80 to 724 code for a protein of 214 amino acids. Gene Ontology annotation, biological process: translation; ribosomal large subunit assembly. Gene Ontology annotation, cellular component: ribosome; cytosolic large ribosomal subunit. The record is from RefSeq and is a predicted model, not a curated record. The transcript is spliced from 6 exons.